Molecule: messenger RNA, 885 nt
Organism: Diplodia corticola
Lineage: Eukaryota; Fungi; Ascomycota; Dothideomycetes; Botryosphaeriales; Botryosphaeriaceae
Product: haloacid dehalogenase-like hydrolase
Exons: 2
Coding region: 1-885 (294 amino acids)
Molecular function (GO): phosphatase activity
Source: RefSeq, a predicted model, not a curated record
AUGGCCGAGCAGACCAAAAAACUCCCCGCCAUCCGCGCCUGCCUCUUCGACAUGGACGGUCUCUUGAUCGACAGCGAAGACCUCUACACCAUCUGCACCAACGCCGUCCUCCGCGAAUACGGCAAGCCCGACCUCCCCUGGUCCAUCAAGGCCCAGAUGCAAGGCCGACCCGGCCCCCAAGCCGCCGCCAUCUUCCACGCCUUCGCCCGGCUGCCCAUCACGCACGACGAGUUCAUGGCGAAACAGGGCGCGCUGCAGCGCGAGCACUUCCCCAAGGCCCAACCGCUGCCGGGAGUGGUGCGGCUGCUGGACGAUCUGACGAAGCGGACUGGGGGGGCGAAGGAGGGGGAGAAGGAGGGAGGGGACAGCAAGAAGAAGAAGAAGAAGGUGCACGUCGCGCUCGCGACGAGCAGCCACGCGGGCAACUACGCGCUCAAGACGGCGCACCUGCCCGACCUCUUCGCCGUCUUCCCCGACGAGAACCGCGUCCUGGGCGACGACGCGCGCAUCGAAAAGGGCCGCGGGAAGCCGCUGCCGGACAUUUACCUGCUCGCGCUGGAGACGGUCAAUGCGAGACUGAGGCGCGAGGGCGCGGCGGAGGAGGACCUGGUGCGGCCGGAGGAGUGCUUAGUGUUUGAGGAUAGCGUGCCCGGCGUGGAGGCGGGGAGGAGGGCGGGCAUGCAGGUCGUUUGGUGUCCGCAUCCGGGGCUGGCGGAGGAGUAUCGCGGGAGGGAGGGGGAGGUGCUGGCGGGGAGGACGGGCGAGCACAAGGGGUUGGAUGACGAGAGGAGCGGGAGGGUUGGGGAGAUUGGGGAUGGGUGGGCUGUGCAUUUGGAGAGUCUGGUGGACUUUCCGUAUGAGAGGUUUGGGAUUGAGGUUGUGUGA